Molecule: messenger RNA, 6699 nt
Organism: Volvox carteri f. nagariensis
Lineage: Eukaryota; Viridiplantae; Chlorophyta; Chlorophyceae; Chlamydomonadales; Volvocaceae
Exons: 8
Coding region: 1-6699 (2232 amino acids)
Source: RefSeq, a predicted model, not a curated record
AUGCGGGCGGUGUGUGCUAGGGGACCUUAUACCAGGUACGGUUACGGGGCGCGGGGGGGGGGGGAAACGCAGAGGGAAGGAGUGGAGUGCUCGGACAUCGAGGACAUCGAAUCAAGCUAUCAAGGCAUUCGCUCACAUGCGAGCACGGGCAUGGAUACGGAUGUGAGGGAACCGCCACAUGUCAUCUUCAUCCAGAUCCGGAGACAAGUGCGGGUGCGGCUUGUCAAGCGCCUGGAGCAAAUGGCGGAUCUCGGUGGAUACGACUCUUCCCCAGUACGCAUCGUAUCUAUGUCCUCGUUUGCCUUGCUCUUGGAUGCUAGCCCAGGCAAAGCGGGUCUUGAAGUCUGCGAAGAUGGCGAAACCGUACGUGUUGCCCACCGCGAUUCACGGCCCAGCCUCCGAGGCGCUAGCCCAUAUGGAACCGAAGAGAGCCCCACGGAGGAGGUCCACCCAACGUACCGCCUUUCCCGCGCCUUUACGGGAGGCACACCGGGUGCAGCGCCCUUCCUUGCCGAGGGUCCUCUUAGGACCUGGCUGUCCGAUGGCUUUCACACCAGUAUUGCCUGUUUGGGACUCAUUUCAACGCGCGGUGCCGGGUCACAGUCGGAAAGCACCCGAAGCCCGAAGGCGUUGCCCAGGCGCCCUGCUGGACCCACGGCCACCUCACCUUCCCGCAGAUCUACGUCCUCUACGAUCGCGUCUUCAGCCCCUGCUUUGGCCGCAGAGGACACUUUGCACGCAGCACUGGAGGUGUUGCUGGGGCUGCAGCGACCCAGCGUGCUGCUGGAGUGCCUGCACGCCGCCUUCUCCGGCCCUGCGGCAACCGGCGGCGGCUUGGCUCUAUGGUGCAAGGAGCUUCACGAAGCCGCGAACAGCAGGGGUGCCAGCGGCGGCGCGCAGGAUAGCGGCAGCGGAAGCAGCAUGAACACCUUCGUUGGCAGUAGCGAUUACGGUAAGGACGGCGGCCGUAGCAGCAGGAGCAGUAGUCGUGGCCGAGGCGCGAGCGGAGGCGGCGGCACCGGCAGCGCGCAACGGCGGAGCAACACCGCCGCCACUGCUGCCGCCGGUACGGCGACGGCACAAGCUGGCGGCGGCGACGGCGGCGCCAGCUGGCGUGAUCUCAUGGCGGAAGCGGUGACAGAGGCGAUGGCCGAUUUCUCUCUGGACAGUGCGUCUGGCGUGAAGGCCGCCGCGGGGCCUCGAGGCGGUGGAGCCCGGCACAUGAGCGCCGGCUUCAGCGGGCCUGCGCGGGCCUCGACCGCGACUUGUACUUCUGGAGCGACGCGUGGGUCGGCCAGCGGCGGAGCCGCCGCCAUGCCAUCAAGCAGCUGCGUGCACGCGGCCUCCGUAGCGGAAGCCAUUGCUGCGCUGCAUGCUGCUUUUUGCCGCAGUAGCCUCUGGCGGCGCCGGGACCCCAGCCGGCACCUACGUCCUCCUGCUGAAGCUGCCGCCACCGCUGACGGCACGCGCGUGGGCACGGCCGCCACCAGCGCUGCAGCUGCUCCUUCCCCGGGCUCCCUGUUGGAGCCGGCGGUACCGCCGGAGGGCCCCGCUGCAGUGCAGCUCUUCGUACGACUGGGUGUGAGGUUGAACAACAUGUCCUCCCAGGGGCAUCGAAACGAACCGCAGCAGGAGCAGCUGGGGAGGGCGGCUGGGUCUGCCAGGGCUGGCGCUGCGGCACAUGGCGGUCGCAAGCAGCCACCUGACGGGGUCUGGACCACCAUAGAUCUUGUCUUCUUAGGCUGCGGCGGCAGCGCUCCAAGACCGCUGCAGAGCACCGGCCCCGGCGCGCAAGGCAGUGAGCUGUGUCGGCAAUUGGCGCCGCUGCUAGCCGGCAAUGUGGCCCCGCACCUGCUGGUGGUGCUGCCCGCCAGCCUGUCGCCCGAUGAUGAGGCGGAACCCGGGCGGGAGGAGUGCGCAGUGCUGGGCACGCUGAAGCUCAUCUCGGAGGCUCGAGCGAUUCGUACCGUCGUCACGAAGAGCGAGCCGCCGCCACCUUUGCUCGGCAGCAGUGGCGCCGGCGGCAGCGGCCGCGCAGCUACUGCUGCGUCCCGUCCAGUUUCGGCAUCCUUACCUGAGCCGUUGGCAGCAGCAGCAGCGGCGGCGGCGGCGGUGGCGGCUUCGCCCUGUGACCGCGACCGCCAGGUGGCGUCGCUGCUGCGGCUGAGGCACAGCCAAGAGAUGAAGGACGUCGUACAAGCCUACAACCGUGCUGCCGCCGCGGCCGCCGCCGCGGCUGUAACAACAGUCCCCGUACCGGAGCCGCUGAUCCCUGGCGCGGGAGAUUUCUGGGAGCCCCAGGACUCCGAGGAUGGAUCCGUCCUGGGCCUGGGCCGGCAUCACGGCACCGCCAUCAGCGAUACGAACUCCGCGCGCAUAAGAGCCAGCAGUGGCAGCCUUGGCCGCACCGGCACAUCUGCUGGCAUCGGGGGCGGUGGUGGUGGUGGUGGUGGUAGUGGUGCUGCUGCCGCGACGGCAGGGUUUCGGAGCAGCGAGGGCGGUUGGUUGGAUGACCUGGCAGCCGAUACCAUCGGCGCUGCAUCACCUAUCGCCGCCGCUGGCCCGGCCGCGUCGCGCCAAACUGGUUCCGGAGCAUCUCUCCUGGACCUCCGGCGGUCGGAGGAGCUUCCCUGGAGGCAAGUUCCGCUGCCGUUGCCGUCGCCGUCUCAGUCUUGGUCGCCAUCUCAGUUCGCAGCUGACGCAGUGUUUGCAGCUGGGAGCGGGAGCCGGAGCGGCGGGCUCGUUGAUAAGGCGGAUGACGCCGUCACGAGCCGGCGCACAGCACCCGCCGCCGCCGCGGUGCCUGGACGCCUCCUGUUCUCCCGACACGCCCUGGACCUCCACGCCGCCGGCCGCGACCUGUUGACUUCACGGGGCAGCCAUCCGGCGGGGCGGGUGCAGGUCGAGCGCCAUGUGGACGACGCUGGCGAUGGAGGUGGAGGUCGAGGUGGGGAUGCAGGCACCAGCUAUACCGGAGGCGGUGCAGCGGCGGCGGCAAUGCCCAGGCGUUGUGGCGCAGGGCCGGAAGCUGGGACCGGCCGGACUAGAAUGGGACGAAUGCAGCGGCGACUGGAGGAGUUGCAAAACGCGAGGCUUCAGAGGGAGAAGGCUGCGGCGGCGGUGGCGGCAGUGCCGCUUGCUCGAGCCGGCCCCCUGGCCGCCGCCGCCGCCGCCAGCCGCUAUGCUCACGUUAAAGGAUCAGCCUCCCACGGAAGCUCCAGUAGCGCCGUUGCCAACGACAGCGACAGCAGCGGCCGCAGCCGUAGCACCCACGGCAGUGCCGGAGCGGCGGCAGCGGCGGCAGUGCGCCAGCCACAGCCCUCGUCGCCGCAUGUUCCAUGCACGGAUGCGCUGACGUACAAUACCUGCCUAGCGCAAAGCCGCAGCACAGAUGUACCGCCAACACAAGCUGGCCCACCGGAGAACAAGCUACAGCCGCCGCAGCAGUGUCAGCAGCGGCAGCAGCAGCAAUGCCCGCAGCGCCAGGGAGGCUCAGGGCUGGGGCACCAGGGGCUGCUGAGGUCUGCUCCCUCGGCCAGCCCGGUGGCAUCGCCGGCAGCGGCGGCGGCUUUUCCCACCCCUGCGGCUACUGUCACCCUGGCUGAAGAACGCCUGGCCCGUUUGCGUUCCGAGUUUGCACGGCUGUACAGCAACUUGGUUUCGGAGGUUCUGCAGGACACCGCCGCCACCACGUCCGCGUCCGCCAGCACCGCAGCUGCCGCUACUGCCACUACAGCGACUGUUACUGCAGCUGUUGGCGCUGUCGGUCUGGGACUGUCGUGCAACUCUCGCUCUCCAGUGGCGGCGGCGCCGCCGCCGCUCCCGGUCCCGGUCCCGCCGCCACCGUUGCGUCAGCAAGGUCACCCUUCGAUAUCCCCAGCGGGGCUACAGCCUCCCGCCACCGCCGCCGCCGCGACGACCUCCUUCGCCUCCUCCUCCCCCGCCAAUAACGAUGUAGCUGUCGUCCCCGAGCCCUUCAGCCCCCAUGCCGGCGGCGGUGGCAACGGCGGCGCAAAGUCGUCUAGCCCUAGCGCCAACCCUGGCGGCUGCGGCAGCAGUGAACAACGGCCAUUGCCGUACCAUGCGGCGGGAAGCCCGCGACAGACCUCCCCUAGUGCACCAGCACGACAUCCAUCCGCCGAAUCGCUGUCGAGACCUUUCGGUGAGGUGGCGUGGGCGGCGCUGCAGCAAAAGGGCCCCGCGCCGGGCUUGUACGGCGCCCUUCUGGCCGGGUUUGCCAUAGAGAAUCAGCGUGAGCUGGCGUCAGCAGAGCCCAGCAGGUCUCCAUCUCCCGCCGGGGGCGCCGCUGACGUCAUGAACUUGCCGGGUGCGAGAGCAAGUGUUGGACGAGAAAACGUCGUACGGUACGACGACAAUGGUGUUGACGUCAGUACGGAUAGAGCAGGGAGCCACAUGCGUAAUGGAGGCGGUGGCGCCCGGGAGCCCAGCCUUUCAUGUACGAAAAGUCCAGAUUCAAUUAAGAGGGGGGCCGUACAGUACGGCAAUGAAAGUGAAACUUUGCUUACCCCUGCCACGGCCGUGGCUUGCUCUGGUGGCGGCGGCGGCGGCAUUGAAUCGGCCGGCAGCGGGGUUGGCGGCGGCGGCAGCAGCCCCAGCCCUAGCCCCAGCUCCACACGUGGACUCGAACACCUGCUAGAUAGCAGUAGUAGCAGCAGCGACAGCUGCGGAGGCGGAGGCACUGGCGGUGGCGUGGAGACGCCUGCCAAUCAAGUAGCCGCGGGCGCAGAAGCCUCCGGCAGUGAUAGCGAUGGUGGGUGCAACCCGCUGGAAGGUGAAGACAGCGGGGGCUCCGGCGAUGCGUCCCUGGGGUCGUGGAAUCCCCGUGUGGCGCGAGACGCCGUCGCCGUCGCCGCCGCCCUUGUCAACAAGAGCAGCAGUAGCAGCCCGCCGCCGUCACUACAUUCGCCGGCAGCCGCCGUCGCAGCCGCCGCUCCUGGCGCCGGUGUACCGACAAUGCAGGGGAGUCUUGCGGAGGCGCCCGCCGCCACCUUAUCCCCUACGGCGGGGACCUCAGGACUCGGGACCGGGACCAUUGUAACAGCCGCCGGCAGCGGCGCGCUGCAGGACAGACUGUACGAAACCCAGCUGGAACUGAUGGAACUUAGAGCCGCCAUGGAAAUCCAGCAGGUGUCCCACACGGCGGAGGUGUCACGUCUUCGGCGGCACCUGCGGCGCGCUGCGGUGUCAGAGGCGGAGUUGGAGGAUAUGGCUAUAGCCGCCUCUGUCGCUUCCCCAGCGGCGGCGGCGGCGUUGACGGUGACGGCGGCAGGCGAGUCGUAUACGGUCCAACGCUCGGUAGCAGCGCCGGCGCCGGCAUCCAUGGCGCUGGAUGCGUUGAUCAUGGCAUACGACGAGGAGAUCGAUGAGCUGCAGCGGCAGGUGGCGGUCCUCACCGCGGGCCAACGUGAGCUUGCACUCCAAUGCGCGGAGCAAGAGCUUGCGGAUAUGGCUAGGGACGCCAGGUACAGCGACCAGCGCGACUUGCUGAGAGGCGGCGGCGGCGGCAGUAGCCACGUGGACCCCGCGCCAGCCGGGUCGAUGGCCGCCGCAUCAGCACGUAAUGGCCGGGUGGCGGAGGGCGUAGCUGCAGCUACAGCCACCGACGUCCCAUCCGUGCCCCGCCGACGCAAGACCUCGGCGUCACCACCGCGACCGGGAGCUUCCGGCCGCUCUGCCGCAACGGCUUCACCGACCUCCGCUUCUGCAUGGUGGUCUCCGCAGCUACAGCCUCAAGCACGGCAACACCAGCACCAGCACCAGCAGCAACGGCAGCCACCACGCGGUCGUCAGCUUGCACGGGAAAGUCCGAGUACAGCUCCGGAUGCCGGUGCGCGGCGGCGGCGGCGCCACAGCUGCGGUCCCUACCUGGGGGGUGUCCCUCCAAGCUCAUCGCCUCGAUCUCCUUUUUCAGGCUCUCCGCAACGUCCGGCAGCAGCGCCGGAGCCACCGUUCUACAGCCGCCGCCUCCUACAUAGAAGCGCCCAUGGCGGCGGUCGACAUGGGCAGUUGCAGAUGUCCAGCUGCAGCCGGGAUGGAAGCCCUAUGAGACGGAAGAGAGAGGAUUGCAGCAACGACGGACUGGGAGCAGAGGGAGAGAGGGAGGGAGAGGAAGACUGGGGCUGGCUGAUGCAGGGGCGUACGACACGAAGCCGGCCGGGCACAGCAGGUGGCGGAGGGGCCGUUGGGUUGGUGGAGGUGGCGGUGGAGGCGGAGGCGGUGUGGCAGCAGGGCCGGAAGGAGAUGGGCGCGCUGCGGUCUGCUCUGCGUCAGGCGCACCGGCGGGAGAAGCAGCUGCGGGAGGGGCUGGCCGCGGCGCAGCGGCAGCGGCGUACGGCACUGCUUGAGGCCCGGGUGGCGGCGGGGGAACGUACCCGGCGGCAGUGGCUCGAGGCGCAGGUGACCGGUUUGACCAACCAGCUGGCUGCAGCCAGGACGGCCGUACAGGACGCCGCCGCUGCACGCGACUCCGCCGCGCGGGAAGUAGUGCAGCUGCGUACGGCGAACCGGGUGAUGGCCGCCCAACUGGAGGAUGUGCGACGCCUGAACGAGUCCCUUCUGGUGCAGCUAACCACGCGGACCGCCGGGCGCGUGGUGCAGCAGCAGCAGCAUUACUCGGACGAUGUGGAUCCUGAGCCAUUGGUGCCCGCCGCUAGAUAUCUGAGCACCACUGUGGCCUAG